UCUAAGCGCACUCUAGCUUCCGGUGUCAUGGCGGCCUGAGGUCCCGGGAGUCGGUUCGAGCGCUGCAGGCCCCUCCCUGCGGAGCGGCGGGUCCGGGCGGGGAUGUGACGGCAGGCGCCGCGAGCCUGCCUGGCGCGUCGUGUCGGCUCGCGUGUCCUCGCCCCAGCCCGCACCAUGGCGGGGUCCGGCUGCGCGUGGGGCGCCGAGCCGCCGCGCUUCCUGGAGGCCUUCGGGCGGCUGUGGCAGGUACAGAGCCGCCUGGGCAGCGGCUCCUCGGCCUCGGUGUACCGGGUGCGCUGCUGCGGCACCCCGGGCUCGCCUCCCGGGGCCCUCAAGCAGUUCCUGCCUCCGGGAACCACCGGGGCUGCGGCCUCGGCCGCGGAGUAUGGUUUCCGCAAAGAGAGGGCGGCGCUGGAGCAGUUGCAGGGUCACAGGAACAUCGUGACUUUAUAUGGAGUCUUUACCAUACAUUUCUCGCCAAAUGUGCCAUCACGCUGUCUGCUGCUUGAACUCCUGGAUGUCAGUGUUUCGGAAUUGCUCUUAUAUUCCAGUCACCAGGGUUGCUCCAUGUGGAUGAUACAGCACUGUGCCAGAGAUGUCCUGGAGGCCCUUGCUUUUCUUCACCAUGAGGGCUAUGUCCAUGCAGACCUCAAACCACGAAACAUCCUGUGGAGUGCAGAGAAUGAGUGCUUUAAGCUUAUUGACUUUGGACUCAGCUUCAAAGAAGGCAAUCAGGACGUGAAGUAUAUUCAGACAGACGGGUAUCGAGCUCCUGAAGCAGAACUGCAAAAUUGCUUGGCCCAGGCCGGCCUGCAGAGUGAUACAGAGUGUACCUCAGCUGUUGAUCUGUGGAGCCUUGGAAUAAUUUUACUGGAAAUGUUCUCAGGAAUGAAACUGAAACAUACAGUCAGAUCUCAGGAAUGGAAGGCAAACAGUUCUGCUAUUAUUGAUCAUAUAUUUGCCAGUAAAGCAGUGGUGAAUGCCGCAAUUCCAGCCUAUCACCUCAGAGACCUUAUCAAAAGCAUGCUUCAUGAUGACCCAAGCAGAAGGAUCCCUGCUGAGAUGGCACUGUGCAGUCCAUUCUUUAGCAUUCCUUUUGCCCCUCAUAUUGAAGAUCUGGUGAUGCUUCCGACUCCAGUGCUCAGACUCCUCAAUGUGCUGGAUGAUGAUUAUCUUGAAAAUGAAGAUGAAUAUGAAGAUGUUGUAGAAGAUGUAAAAGAGGAGUGUCAGAAAUAUGGACCAGUGGUUUCUCUGCUUGUUCCAAAGGAAAAUCCUGGCAGAGGACAAGUCUUUGUUGAGUAUGCAAACGCUGGCGAUUCCAAAGCUGCUCAGAAGCUGCUGACUGGGAGGAUGUUUGACGGGAAGUUUGUUGUGGCUACAUUCUACCCGCUGAGUGCCUACAAGAGGGGAUAUCUUUAUCAAACCUUGCUUUAAUCAGUAACCUAAGGACUAGUUCCUGUUUCUCCUCUUCCAUUUCCUGGAUUAUUAUAUUCCACAGCUGAAUGCAGGAGCACCCCUUUACCCAUUUUAAAGGGUACCUUGUACAUUUAUUUAAUCCUACUAAUGUGCAGCCAUUGCCCAAACAGUGACUGCAUUGCAAACAUGGCACUGAGUAGGACACGACCUCUCAGCUAUAUAUUGAGGGGGUUAGAGCACCCAUGUGGGCACCCUUUAUUUGUGCAGUAGGGCAGGUGCUGCUCUUUACUAUGUAACCUAAAAGAUAUCAUUUCAUGUGAUGAUAAAGCAAAGAUGAGUCAUUUGUCAUAGUGAAUAUUAUUAACAGAUUUGUUAGGGUUGGUGACAUCACAGAAUAUUUGUUUGUGUUGUCAGGUGUAUCUCCUUGUUAUUCUAGCUGGCACUGGAUGUUUUAAUAAUGUUAAGUCGUUGUCAAGCAGCAGUUACCUACCGUGUUCUUAACAAUGAGUUGUGAAUUUUUCUAAAGGAGUACUGUAGGACUUAAUAUUCCUCCGAAGAAACUGCAGUGAGCCUAUCAAUGUUUUUAAAAUUACUAUUAAGGCUUUUAAAAUAGAAAGCUGAUGCUUGAUCUUGCACAAUUUUUAUGUCUAGUGUGUAUGCUUGAGUGGGUGUGCAGGUGUGAAAGACUAGAGAAAUCUGAGUCAGUGUACUUUACAGUGUGAGUCUUGUGAGCUAACACAGUCUAUAACCAUUUCUUCCUACCAGUUUCACACUUGAGAGACUUGGGCUAUUGGGUUCUUGAAAGUUGGUCUGACAGAUAGAAUGUAAAUGACAAGAGAGUUCAUUACUGUCAAGUGCAGAACAGAGUGUAGUCUAGACCAGGGUUCCACGUAGCUCUUCAGAGUGUAAGUUACCCCAUUCUCUGCUCUACUUUAGACCCAAGAUUGCCUCAUCUCUUUUGUCCUGAACCUCUUGUGAUAAUUGUAAAGUUUUCCCAGAUGUGAUCCUUUCUGCUAUAAUGGGAAAUUGAAGUGGAUCAGAAAAAAGUUAGAUGUACAGUGACGGAAAAAGAGAAAAGUGCAGAGAAGGCAACUGAUCACAGACCCUCCUCCUCCACCUGCCCUGCUGCCCUGUCACCUUCCUCUUCUUUCCCCAUUGCCUCUGUCUGCAGCCGGAGGGCGGUGUCCUGAGUCAUCCAUCGGCUUUUGACUGUGAGGGAAAAGAAAGGUCGGUGUAUUAUAAGGGUGAAGUAGAAAGGAAGAAAACUCAGUUUCUGUAAGAACAAUAGCAAUCUAGUGUGUCCUUGAUAGAGGAUGCCUGUUGUCAUGAGUUGGUGGCCACAGACCGACUGUGGCAUCAGGAGUGUGAGUGUGGAGUCUUCCAGCUCUGUAGUACACUGCCUUGAAAGGUGUAAGCUUAGGAAACUUUUGUAAAGCACUGAUUAUACAAGAUAACCCACAAACUGUAUACUUGUUAUGGAGUUCUUCCUAUUUCCUUACCUGAAAGAAAGUGUUAUUUAUUUAUUUUUCCUUAGGAAAGAGUGCUGCUUUCCCUGCGGGCAGCCUGCUUCUAUAGUCUCUUGUCCAUGCUGUUCAAGUUCCUGAAAAGGCCAUUAAAACUUGCAUUUUAGAGGAUGAAUUAUUUUACACCUGUUCAGACAUGAACUGUCCAACAUUUGUUAGUAUAGUCAAAUUAUUCAGAGCUCUCUCUUUUGAGGUUAAAUUUGGUAUAAGGGGAUUUAAUGUUGAUUUACCUCUGCUCUUAUGUCGUGGUCCCUGAUGUGUGUCUUAGGAAGAAGGCUUUUUCAGGGGUUCAUUGGGUGGUUGGUUUUCAAGUCAAACUUGAAGAACAUAGAAUCAGGUCUGUGAAGUCCCAACUAAGCUUUCCUAAAACAUAAAUAUUUACAUGAAGAGCUGCUUCUGUGGUCAUUAGUAGCAGGUUUCUACAUUUCUACUGAUGAACACAAGAUACAAGUGAACUCUUUUGAAGGGCAAGUAUGGUUAGCACAUGUUCCCAUAUCUCGUAAAAAAGAGAUGCUUGCAAAUAAGCUGCAGGUAGGCUCCAAGCUUACGGUGCAGUGUGCUGCUAACAUGGCUGUACUCACAGCAUUCUGUGAACCUCAUCAUUGCAGAUGUAGUUAUGCAUAUGUGUAGGGUUUGACAUGGUAGAUUUGUUACAGACAAUGCUAGCUAGAUUUUAAGGGAGCUGAGGAAGUAAAUGAGUGAGGCUAAGUAAUUACAUUGAAUUCAUUGAAUUAAAUAGUUUAUACUGAAGCCACAGACUUGAAAACAAAAGAUAACCUACUAUGAUUUAAACCAUUGUGUGAUAGCUCUUAGCCCAUUUUACCAAAGAGGACAGCUGCAGACUCCUCCUCUGAUACUAUCAGGACUUUCACUUUAAUAUCUUCCUCAAACUGGGACCAAAUAAAGACUACAAAAGAUACAGUUUUCACAAUAAGUAUAUGCACAGGAAUUUUAAUUCUUUGAAAUUAUAAAGACCUAGAAUUCUCUUAUUAAAGGGUAAUGUAAGGAGGUGAGAGUUCAUGUUACUUAGUCCCUGUCUUUGGGGCAGAUUUUCUCUCAGGUAGUUUCUCCCUAUAUUAAGAUUUGUGCCUCCUCCUCCCCCUUGCCUUCUUGGUUCUUCUUUAUUCUUCCAUGGUACUGUUAUACGGUGGCACAUUUUGUCCCUGAUAAGGCCCAAAAAGCAAUUGCCCACAUGGAAAUUUUGGGUUCUUUAAAAGUAUUUGGAGGAGGUGACUUGUAGCCAUUAUUAAAACUAUAAUUCUGUAGUUGGAAGAGAAUAAUAGAGUUGGACACCCCAGUAAGGUAUUGCCUUCAUUUCACCAUAAGUCUGCAUUUAUUAGGACUGGAUACUCUUCUUCCUUUGUGACCAUUGGCACAGUGUCUCUCUUUGGGAACUCUUCCUUUCUGCUAUCCCUUGAGCUAAAUUUAUGGCUGCUUUUAGAAUCAAAUGGCAUAGUGUUAUUCAUCUGCCUCUGUUUUAAUUUAGAGAAGUGUGGUCUUCUCAUCGUUAUGUAGCUGCUGAAGAGUGCUGAGAUGUGUUAACCUGCCAACAGCUGUGCUGCCACCCAGAGACAAGUGCGGAGUAUUAGGGCAUAAGGCUUCCUUCUGUCUUAGUACUCUAAACUUUCCCUCAGGUAAGGCAUCAGUUACAGGAUAACUUAGACGCAGGCUUAGGAUCAUGCUGUUUCAUGGCUCUUUUCAAUGUAUUGAACAGAGGCAGGUGACUGACAACUUGGCAUCAUUCUUGGUAAUUCUCCCUCCAGUUUAUUAGGCAAUUUUAUUUUCAACAGUCGCUGAAAAUGAACAUCAUCAUGCCUUCCUGGUGGAAAGUAGCAGCGCAGUGGGUGGGGACACACUGGUAACCAUGCACUUUACCUAGACUCUCACCCCAGGGUACGGGCUGGGCUGUUUAUUCAGGUUAGGGUACGGAUCAUGACUUCCAUUGUUGGAUGUGUAGCUAGCUAAAGUUUUGGGCAAGUGCCUUGCCUUUCCUGGCAAAUAUUAAACCUCACCUGGCUGAAAGCUGCAGGGGCUAACUGCACUGUCGCCUUUUUCUUGGAGUAACUUGGAUUGAUUCAUGUGAGUCCAGAAUUUUCUUGGCUUACUUUAAAAAAAAAAAUGUAUAAAAUGAUUCUAGUUUGACUUAUUUCAGAAUUGCAUGUUGGUGGAAAGGCCAGUUACCUGUUACAUCUAACUCUGGGAUCUAGUUUCCUUUACCAGGUUCCUUCCUCAACGCUUACUGAUCCAGCUCUCUAUUUCUUGUAAGUUGUGGUCACUUGGUUUCUUGUAAGUCCUUGGUCACCUGUAGCUCAGCAGAAUCCCAACUUCUUUAGGUGCUCAGCAAGUCAGCUUUCCUCGCCUAAGGUUUGGCUCUCUUUUCACUUGGCAUCACCUGUCUCCUCAAGUACACACUGCUCCUGUUGAAUCCGUCAUGUGGAGCUCAUCUGAUAUGCUUAGAUUUUAGAUUUUUGGGGGGUUGGGUGUUCGAGACAGGGGUCCUCUGUAUAGCCUUGUCUGUCCUGGAACUAGAUUUUAGAUUCUUAAUCAUCGAGAAACUUGGAUAUUUUAGUUUUUAGAGUACCCCCCUUUUUUUAAAAAAAAAAAAAAAAUGAAUUUUGAUCCUUUCUCUAACUUAUACCAUAGGAUGGAUCAUGAUUUUUAUCCUUGCCCCCUCCCCCAGAUGGUGUUCACCAAUGAUUAAUGCUUCCUAUUAUGACAAGGAGUUGUCAGGUACUAGGUAUUUAAGAAGGUAAACAAUUUAGAGUAUUUUUACUAUGUCUUUAUAGGAGAAGUGAGCUGUCAGCAGGAGUAUGUACAAGCCAGGGAACAUUUAGGAUAGAAGGGUUUUGGAGACAGGGUUUUGCAUUGUAGCCUAGACAGGCCCCCAGCUCAGGAUCUUCCUGUCUCGGCCUCCCAAGUGCUGUUGUCACAGAUGUGCACCAUCUUGCCUGACUCUGUUAGGAAGCUGUUUUGUAGAUGGUCAUUUAGGUGAUUUUUCAGAAUGUAAGACUAACACAAAAGUUAACAGAUUUUGUUGUCCUGAUAAAAACUAUUCAUUUUUUAUAACUCAGCACUCUCUCUGAUUCUUGUGCUGCUUAUGAGAAUGAUUGUUUUAAAUUUGCUGUAUUUGUGCCUUUCAGAGGGCCAUAACCAUGGUAGUUGUAUUUGCUGGCACCAUUCUAAUGUUGGAGUUCAUGGGAACCUCACUAAAGGAUUGCCGGAGUAGUAGACUGGGUAGCAGUCAUAGUGCAAAGAAGACUUGGUGGCUCUUUUGAAGGCUGUGUGAGGUUUGUUUUCCUGGUUUAUUGAGACAGGGUUUCUCUGUGUAGCCCUGGCUGUCCUGGAACUGCCUCUUCCUCCCAAGUGCUGGGAUUAAAGGCGUGCGCCACCACUGUCGGCCUGUGUGUGUUUUGUGAACUGAGUUCCUUGUGUUUUAGUGGAAAGGCAGACACGCUUUUACUUGCCUUAUGAGGUCAUUCAUCUCUCUUGUACAAAAGACAGCAGAUUCUGUUCUAUUUCUCUGUUAAAGCAAAGCAAGUUACAUUCUUGGGAGAAGACUGGAAUUGUUGUUUGUUUGUUUGUUUCUUACUGAGAACCUUGUGUAAGCAGCUACUGCCACUUUCAGCUACUGAUGAUGAGUGAGUGGGUUUCUAGCCAUUCUGGAAGAUCCUUGGGCGAAUCACUUCCCUUCUCUCUGUCAGCUCCUCUUACUGUUCAUGCUAUCAAGACAGCAUGCAGAAACAAUGUACAAUUGUUGACUCAGACACUCUUCAGUGACUUGAAUUCUUUCAGCCGUGUUACUCUUUUAGGUGGGUCAUCAGAAGGCUGUCAGAGAUAAGAACAAGGAAGACAAAGAUUGAUGUGAGCAGAGAAGAGGGAAAAUGGCUCCUUACUGGUGUCAGUAAUCUUCCACAUAGAGGUCAUGGUCUAAGAAUCUAGACUUUUUACCUGUAGUUUAAAAACAUUGCCUUUCCUACACAUUCCUCAUCCUCAUUUCUCCAAAAGGUUGUUUUGAGGGUUUAUGAGACCAGAUUGAAUAUCUGUCUUCAGUUUCUCCUGAUAUUUUCACAAGUAUUUGAUUUCCAGCCCUUGUGUAUUUGAUGUUCACUACUGUUCUUGAGAAUCAAGACUCGGAGAGAAACAGGGGUGAGCCACCUCUGUCCUCCUAUUGCACAUGUGGUGGCGGCAUCCACGUGUACUAAUGCAGUUACAGCACCUUGUGAAAAAGAGGGUGAGCAGUAUCUAUCCGAGAAAACUUGAGUCUGCACUGCUGUGAACCAGCAGAGCAUAACGCUGUUACCUUUCCCAGCACGAUUUACUCUUCAUUCUUAACUAUUUGAAAAAUCUUAAAAUACUUUAACAUUCCUGAAGUAGUGUCAGAUCUAGAUCUAGAACUGAUCAGAUAGGUAGAAGGGUAGAAGGCUUUUUUCCCCAUCCUAAAAAGGGCUCCAUCUUUUUGAUCUUUCUGUCACUCUUAGAAGUUUAUGAUCAUUACAUUUUAAUAGUUUCUGGUCUCUAGACAAUGUCAGCACUGGAGUGGUUGGUUGUGAAUAUCAAAAUCUACUACUAUUUUUCUUUGGAGACAUGGAAUUCCCGUUUUGGGCAUAGAAGGUCUGGUUUAAGCAACAUGUGAAAGAUCACCUAAACCAAAGCCCGUUGUAAGGGGCAUGGACUCCUGUUGGUUCACGUUCACCGUGAAGGACAGGAACAUUUCAGUGCACAGUGAGUGUUGUCUGUAACGUCUCUACCUGGGGUUUUAGUAGUGUGUUGCUCUUUGCAUUUCCUGAUUUCCUGAUGCUAUGGUUCUGGUUUGUGUGUGUUUUACUGCUUGUGUGUGAUUGAUUAUUAUUGUUUUUUUUUAUGUUGUUUGUUUGUUUGUUUGAACUAAGUGGGACUAUAAAUGUAGAUAGAUGUUUUAGUACCAAGAUAUUCUUUUUUCAAAUCCCUAAAUUUCUGAUUUCAUUAUCAGUCUUUGAGAUGUCUAUUUUCUUGUUGAAUAGCAGAGGACUUUAUUUCCACCUCCCUAUGAAGUGUGAGCACUGUUUCAGCGAGCUGCAUUUCGUACUUCUGCUGAAAACUUCUCUGUAAACACAAUUGCCUUGUUGAGUUUUGUUGUAAACUGACUCGCCAUGCGAUGCACUGUUGAUAGCUUCCUGAUGUGUGGUGGAUAAGAGUGAUCAAAUAAAACUUACAAAGAAAAGAA
Molecule: messenger RNA, 8142 nt
Organism: Mastomys coucha (southern multimammate mouse)
Lineage: Eukaryota; Metazoa; Chordata; Mammalia; Rodentia; Muridae
Gene: Uhmk1
Product: U2AF homology motif kinase 1
Exons: 8
Coding region: 175-1434 (419 amino acids)
Biological process (GO): regulation of protein export from nucleus; peptidyl-serine phosphorylation; positive regulation of translational initiation
Cellular component (GO): neuronal ribonucleoprotein granule; nucleus
Molecular function (GO): ATP binding; RNA binding; protein serine/threonine kinase activity
Source: RefSeq, a predicted model, not a curated record